AUGGCCGAGCAAAGCGCGCUCCGCCGCUGGAAGCCGUUCUUCGCGGCGUUCGGUCUCGUCGACGCCGCCAUCGAGGACGCCGGCCCGGGGCUCUCCCGCGACCACUUCCGGCUCGUCAGGGGCCAGAUCGUCGAGUUGCUCUGCGACGCUUCGGACGACGGCAAGGCGGAGGAGCUGUGUCUCGUGCUCGACGACGCGAUGGUCCUGUCGCUCGUCACGCUGCAGGCGGUGCCCGCGGAGGUGGUGCCGAGGAUCCUGGCAUCGUCCGCCGACCUCGCCAACGCCGUCGGCGCGCUGAGGAGCCACGAGUCGGAGCGAGUCCGCGGGCUCGCCAGCGACAUCGUCCGCGGCUGGAGGGCGUCCAUCGAGGACGACAUCGUAAGGGCUAGCGCAGCCAUGGAGAAGCUGGAUGCUCUGUCGCAGCUUCUGCCUUCCGGGUGCACGGCGUUCCACGUCUCUGACGGCCGCAGCCACAACGCGCCCUCGGAUCAUGACGCCAAGAAGAACAGGCCGGCCAAGAUCGAGGAGAACCAGCCGCGUCCCAGGAAGAUGGCUCCCGUCGUCGUCGGAUCCGGUCGUGUCAAGGCGGCAGAGGCCUCUGAUCCCUUGCCGAAGAAGACGACUCCGGUUGCUGGCAGCCAAUGCUUGAGGACGGAGAACACGAAAGCUUCAACCAAGAUUUCGUUGCCCAAGAAGACGCCACCUUUCGUUGGCCGCCCCGCCGGCGACGACCGUGCGAUGCGUUCCAAUCCCGAGAAGAAGAUGGAGGCUACAAAGCGCAAGCUGCAUGAAGGCUACCAAGAAGCGGCGGACGCGAAGCGGCACCGCAAGAUCCAUGUCAUCGAGGCGCCGAAGAUGCUGGAACAGAGGAAUCGGAAGAUGCACCCCAUCAUGCGGGAGCGGAGCCAAGCGAGAUGCGCGACCUCCGCGGCCGUGAGGCGUUCUUUGAUGCCAUCGUUUCAGAGGAUUUAGGGCUCUGUAGGGUUUUAGAAUCUUUUGGCCAUUGGUGCAUCGAUCCUAGCUAGCAUCAAAUCUCUGUUUAAUGCGGCACAUGU
Messenger RNA from Phragmites australis (common reed), 1055 nucleotides. RefSeq lists its product as uncharacterized. Bases 1 to 972 code for a protein of 323 amino acids. The transcript has a single exon. The record is from RefSeq and is a predicted model, not a curated record. Lineage: Eukaryota; Viridiplantae; Streptophyta; Magnoliopsida; Poales; Poaceae.